AUGGCCCAAGCUUUUGCAUAUGGAUGCUUCAUCCAAAUGCCGGAUGCAGAUGCAGAGGAAGGAGAAGAGAAGAUGGAACCUGGAAGUCGUCAUCAUGCGGAAGAGGGGGAAGGGAACAGGAAGGCGAUUAUUGGCCAGAUUCUUCAGGAUAUCUUUGAUGGUACUCUAUAUGAAACCAUAAACAUCCAGUUCUUCCCAAAACCAAAACCGAGACCAGGGUAUAGAGUUCCUACUCCCAAUUGUCAUUUCAAGCUUUCCAUGAUAUGUUCCCAAACCAGCCUGGAACCCCGUGGCAUUCGGCUCUUCCUCGUUGCGGACGACCUAUCAAUCAAGCUUUGCGACUUCGCAGGCUCUGGGAUCGGUAAUAUGCCGCCGGUUGUUACAGAGGAGGACCGAUACCGAAAAUCACCAGACUCACCUCGAUCGUUUCAGACAGACUUAUUCGCCCUUGGCUGCCUUAUAUUCGAAAUUAUGGUUGGCUCGCGGCCAUACGAAGAAAUCAACGAUGCAGACUGGGAAAUGAUUGCAGAAAACUACGAACGCGGGAUUUUUCCACCUGUUGCGGGCGUGAAAUAUGGAGAAAUUAUUCAUAUGUGCGAGGGCUGGGUCUGUUUCAUUCUGACAAGAUAA
This is a messenger RNA of Aspergillus ochraceoroseus IBT 24754, 630 nucleotides long. RefSeq lists its product as uncharacterized. NCBI's taxonomy places the organism in Eukaryota, Fungi, Ascomycota, Eurotiomycetes, Eurotiales, Aspergillaceae. The coding region runs from base 1 to 630 and encodes 209 amino acids. The record is from RefSeq and is a predicted model, not a curated record. The transcript is spliced from 2 exons.